This is a messenger RNA of Racocetra fulgida, 666 nucleotides long. The record is from the annotation of a GenBank genome assembly. Lineage: Eukaryota; Fungi; Glomeromycota; Glomeromycetes; Diversisporales; Gigasporaceae.
AUGGGCAAAGUUACCGGCUUCGAUAUUGAUACUGCCCAUUUCACUGGGAAUCAUGCUCCUUUUGCUAGCGUUGAGGCUUGCUAUUCUCCUAAAUCCGAUCCUAAACAUGGGGAUGAUACUGAGUGGUCUGAAAUCCUUGAAAAAGUUUCUCUUGACCCGAGUUCUCAACAUUUUUUCUCCAUUCAACCAAGUCGUACGUUUACUCACGUAAGACUUAAUAUUUAUCCAGAUGGUGGCGUGGCCCGUUUCCGUGUAUACGGUAUUGUAAGUGUACAGUGGCCACAAGAUCUUUCUUCUUUGACCGAUCUUGCUUACUUAGGGAACGGCGGAAAAAGUAUCGCCUGUUCCGAUCAAUAUUUCGCUAAAGUUGAUAACUUACUACUACCUGGUCGUGGGACAGAUAUGAGUGAUGGCUGGGAAACGAAAAGAAGCCGAGAGAAAGAUCAUUGUGAUUGGGCAAUUAUCAUGUUGGGUGCUCCCGGAUUUCUCGAACAUGCUGAGAUCGAUACUGCCUUUUUCAUCGGAAAUUACCCUCAAAGUGUCUCCUUAGAAGCUUGCUAUUCAGAUUCGGUUGAUGGUGGUUUGAAACGAUUGCGAAUUUUUGGUCGUAGACAACCACCACCCGAAGAAUUCACCUCUCCGCAAUCUUCAUCGACCAAUCAAUAA